AUGAGUAACGGCGGCUUUGUAUUCAUCCAAGAGGAGGGGACUGGUUCACAUAAACCAGUGACCAAAUCUCUUAUCAAAAUGCAUGUUAUGGACAGAGUGGUGAUGCAGAGGCGGGCCCUCAAGCAGGAACAUCGUGAUGACGAUAUUUUGAUAGUUAACGUACCUCAUAGUGAUCAAGCUCCAUCGUUAGAGCAUCACAUUAGUCACAAUGACCUUCGAUCUCUUGCUGGAAUAGACAAUAUGCUUCGACUAUCAGGUCUCUCUGUAGAACUCAUGUAUGGCGAUUUGGAUGAAGCCGAGAUACACUUUCAGGGGCUGAAAACUCUUAUUAGAGGUUGUAAAGGUGUACUUCAUCUGGGAUUUGAAGGCCUUGUAGCUCGAAUUGACGGACAGUUGCCACUCACAGCUGUCGAACCAGGAGUUGUCAUUCGACGAAACAAGUUCCUCUUCAGAAUUCGUUCAUCCACAAAUUCCUUUGCCAGAUGCACAAAGGUUUCACAUCCAACCUCAUAA
Trichoderma harzianum CBS 226.95 is the source of this 513-nucleotide messenger RNA. RefSeq lists its product as hypothetical. The transcript has 4 exons. NCBI's taxonomy places the organism in Eukaryota, Fungi, Ascomycota, Sordariomycetes, Hypocreales, Hypocreaceae. Bases 1 to 513 code for a protein of 170 amino acids. The record is from RefSeq and is a predicted model, not a curated record.